UCAGGUUUGGGGCAUGAGGAGGUUCCUGUCAGUUUGGGAGGCGUGAAGAGAUUCUCCCAGAAAGGACGUGUGCUGCCGCCUCCUGCUCGUCUUGACGCUAAGAAUCUGCCCCGCCGCAGAACGCUCCAAGGCCUGGCGAAGAUGGCUUCGGUGCCGGUGUAUUGCCUCUGCCGGCUGCCUUACGAUGUGACCCGCUUCAUGAUCGAGUGUGACAUGUGCCAGGACUGGUUUCACGGCAGUUGUGUUGGUGUCGAAGAAGAGAAAGCUGCUGACAUUGACCUCUACCACUGCCCCAACUGUGAGAUCUUACAUGGACCCUCCAUCAUGAAAAAACGCCGAGUAUCUUCAAAGGGGCAUGAUACACACAAGGGGAAGCCAGUGAAGACUGGAAGCCCUACAUUCAUUCGAGAGCUCCGGAGUAGGACCUUUGACAGCUCAGAUGAAGUGAUUCUGAAGCCCACUGGAAGUCAGCUGACCGUGGAAUUCCUGGAAGAGAAUAGCUUCAGUGUGCCGAUCCUAGUCUUGAAGAAGGAUGGAUUGGGGAUGACGCUGCCCUCACCAUCAUUCACUGUGAGGGAUGUGGAACACUAUGUUGGUUCAGACAAAGAAAUUGAUGUAAUUGAUGUGACCCGCCAGGCCGACUGCAAGAUGAAGCUUGGUGAUUUUGUGAAAUAUUAUUACAGCGGGAAGAGGGAGAAAGUCCUCAAUGUCAUCAGUUUGGAAUUCUCCGAUACCAGGCUUUCUAACCUUGUGGAGACACCCAAGAUUGUUCGGAAGCUCUCAUGGGUGGAGAACUUGUGGCCGGAGGAGUGUAUCUUUGAGAGGCCCAAUGUGCAGAAGUACUGCCUUAUGAGCGUGCGGGAUAGCUAUACAGACUUUCACAUUGACUUUGGCGGCACCUCAGUCUGGUACCAUGUGCUCAAGGGUGAAAAGAUCUUCUACCUGAUUCGCCCAACAAAUGCCAACCUGACUCUCUUUGAGUGCUGGAGCAGCUCCUCUAACCAGAAUGAGAUGUUCUUUGGGGACCAGGUGGACAAGUGCUACAAGUGUUCCGUGAAGCAAGGACAGACACUUUUCAUUCCUACAGGAUGGAUCCAUGCUGUGCUUACCCCCGUGGACUGCCUUGCCUUUGGAGGGAACUUCUUACACAGCCUUAAUAUCGAAAUGCAGCUCAAAGCCUAUGAGAUUGAGAAGCGGCUGAGCACAGCAGACCUCUUCAAGUUCCCCAACUUUGAGACCAUCUGUUGGUAUGUGGGAAAACACAUCCUGGACAUCUUUCGAGGUUUGAGAGAAAAUAGGAGACACCCUGCCUCCUACCUGGUCCAUGGUGGCAAAGCCCUGAACUUGGCCUUUAGAGCCUGGACAAGGAAAGAAGCUCUGCCGGACCACGAGGAUGAGAUCCCAGAGACAGUGCGGACCGUACAGCUCAUUAAAGAUCUUGCUAGGGAGAUCCGCCUGGUGGAAGAUAUCUUCCAACAGAACGUUGGGAAGACGAGCAAUAUCUUUGGGCUGCAGAGGAUCUUCCCAGCCGGCUCCAUUCCCUUAACCAGACCAGCCCAUUCCACUUCAGUAUCCAUGUCCAGGCUGUCACUGCCCUCCAAAAGUGGUUCAAAGAAGAAAGCCCUGAAGCCCAAGGAACUCUUCAAGAAGGCAGAGCGAAAGGGCAAGGAAAGCUCAGCCUUGGGGCCUGCUGGCCAACUGAGCUAUAAUCUCAUGGACACAUACAAUCAUCAGGCACUGAAGACAGGCUCUUCCCAGAAAGCAAAGUUCAACAUCACUGGUACCUGCUUGAAUGACUCAGACGAUGACUCGCCAGACUUGGACCUUGAUGGGAAUGAGGGCCCGCUGGCCCUAUUGAUGUCUAAUGGCAGUACCAAGAGGGUAAAGAGCUUAUCCAAGUCUCGGCGAGCCAAGAUUGCGAAGAAGGCAGACAAGGCUAGGCUAGUGGCGGAACAGAUGAUGGAGGAUGAAUUUGACUUGGAUUCAGAUGAUGAACUGCAGAUUGAUGAGAGAUUGGGAAAGGAGAAAGCGACCCUGAUAAUAAGACCAAAAUUUCCCCGAAAGUUGCCCCGUGCGAAGCCUUGCUCUGACCCCAACAGAGUUCGUGAACCAGGAGAAGUUGAAUUUGACAUUGAGGAGGACUACACAACAGAUGAGGACAUGGUAGAAGGAGUUGAAAGCAAGCUCGGGAAUGGGAGUGGAGCUGGUGGAAUUCUUGAUCUGCUCAAGGCCAGCAGGCAGGUGGGGGGACCUGACUAUGCUGCCCUCACCGAGGCCCCUGCCUCUCCCAGCACUCAGGAGGCCAUCCAGGGCAUGCUGUGCAUGGCCAAUCUGCAAUCUUCAUCAUCCUCACCCGCUACCUCCAGCCUGCAGGCCUGGUGGACCGGGGGACAGGACCGAAGCAGUGGGAGCUCCAGCAGUGGGCUGGGCACAGUGUCUAGCAGUCCUGCUUCCCAGCGCACCCCAGGGAAGCGGCCCAUCAAGCGUCCAGCAUACUGGAGAACCGAGAGUGAGGAGGAGGAGGAGAACGCCAGUCUGGAUGAACAGGACAGCUUGGGAGCAUGCUUCAAGGAUGCAGAGUAUAUUUACCCUUCCCUGGAGUCUGAUGAUGAUGACCCUGCUUUGAAAUCUCGACCCAAGAAAAAGAAGAAUUCAGAUGACGCUCCAUGGAGUCCUAAAGCCCGUGUGACCCCAACUCUACCAAAGCAGGACCGUCCUGUGCGUGAGGGGACCCGGGUAGCUUCCAUUGAGACUGGCUUGGCAGCAGCAGCUGCAAAGCUGGCCCAGCAGGAGCUGCAGAAGGCCCAAAAGAAGAAAUAUAUCAAGAAGAAGGCUUUGUUGAAGGAGGUAGAACAGCCUCGCCCUCAAGAGUCCAAUCUCAGCAUGGCAGCACCAGCCUCAACACUGGGCACUACACCCCAGCUUCUGGCCUCCUCCUCCCCCCUGCCUCCUCCUGAGCCUAAACAAGAGACCCUCUCAGGAAGUCUUGCUGACCACGAGUAUACUGCUCGUCCCAACGCCUUUGGCAUGGCCCAGGCAAACCGCAGCACCACACCCAUGGCCCCUGGUGUCUUCUUGACCCAGCGGCGCCCUUCACUUGGCUCCCAGAGCAAUCAAGCAGGGCAAGGAAAGCGUCCUAAAAAGGGCCUGGCCACAGCAAAGCAGAGACUCGGCCGUAUCCUGAAAAUCCACAGAAAUGGCAAACUACUUCUGUGAGCCCCCUUGUGUCCAGCCCUUUACCCCUUUACCCCCAACUCUCGGGGCGCUCCUGGAUCCUAUCGGCCCCAGACAAGGUGCUGAGGCGCAUUGUCCUGCUUUCUUGGAACUGACCAAAGGCACGGACUCCCCCACGGGCCCCUUCACCAACUCCCCCAACUCCCUUCCCCAAUUCCACUAGAGCAUCCUGCCUUCCUUCUCCAUACCUCUGAGUAGCAGGUAAAUGGGAGAGGUUUCAAGCUGACUAAAACCCUCUUUUCUGCUGCUCCAACCCAUUCCUCUUUCACUGGCCUUGUCUGCCCUUUACUCUCAUCCCUACCUAGAGCUGGAAAGGCAGGAUGAGGAGAGGCGUGAGAAGAACCUGGCCCCCUUGGUACUUCCCUGAUCAUGAAGCAGGAGGCCCAUGGCUCAACACUUUCUGUAGUUCCAGCCCUGUCUCCAGAAGCCUUCCCACGUCUGCCCAUUCUUCCUUCCCCUUCCUCCCCCCAGCCCAGUGGACGUGUCCCACUCCAGACUCGUUUCUGGGAGAAGGGUCUGGCCUUUGCCCCCUCUUGCCAAAUGCUUCAUGGAAAUAAAGAGGAGGGCCCAGAGUCUCCUUACUGCCCCACUGUGGGCCAUUUCCAGAGAUGGCCUAGAAAGGCCAUGGGCUGAUUUCACUCAUCCUUGGGAAGAAGAGAGAUUCCUGUCACUUCUCAAGGUGGGGAGAGGACCGACGCCCAAGCCUUUGACCAUGAUUUUGUAGCCCACUGGAGGAAGCUACUUUUGGGUGGCUACAGAUGAGGCCCCCUGUCCCAGGGUGAGCUCCAGGGAUUUGCCCGGAUUUUGAAGUCCUGCAGAACAUUAUCCACGUGGCUAUGGCUGGGCCCCAGCAGGUGAAAAACCAUCUCCCAGAAGCCUGAAAGCACCUGCCACUAAAGGAGAUAACCCUGGCCCUACGGCCUGCUUCCUUCACCUGUACCACAGAGCACAGCCUGGACCUUCCGGAGAGGAUGUGGCAGGACAGCUCACCCCUGGGUUCUCCAUCAGGAGCCUCCCUGCUUCUUUCCUGACCUGAGGUCUUGGCCUGAAGAAGACCUCAGAACUCACAUCUUCACUCCUGGGCCUUUGCAUUCCCAGACAUCAGGUCAUUGUUCAAGCAGAGUGCAGAUGGGACACUUGGGAGCCUGAGCCUAGGAGAGGAGACUCCCAUCUGUAAAGGAGAGAUCAUCUGAUCUCCCCUCCCUGUCUUCUAUGGAUGUCUCUAUCAUCCAGACAGUGCCCACCCCAUUCCCUCCCCCUUCCCUAGCUCCCUCCACCUCUGCCUUUCUUGCCUCCUUGGCAACCUGGACUGGAUGGAGAAUGCCCCCCUCCUUCCAUUUUGGCACUGCCCGAGUGGAGUGCAUCCUUGCCCUCUACCCCCUAACCCCAGCCUGACCCCAGUUUGCCCAGUGCUUCUGGGGAACUUAACAGCUACCAUGCAGGCCACAGGGAAUAUGUGAGGCUUCCCUUGUCGUCUUUGUGUCUCCAGAUUGUCUUUCUUUUCUCCACAGCCCCACAUCUACUCUCCUUCCUUGGAAUCAGGGGUCCCUUAGCCCCAUUUGCUUUUUCUAUCUUGGGGAUUCCAGGGGCCAAGCAGUUCUCUAUCUAGUCACACCAAAGGCAAAAAGCCUGGCUACCUCCCCCUAGCAUGUGAGGUCCCCACUCCCCUCUCCUCUGUUCCACCCAGCUUUGCUUUUCUUCGGGAUUUCAAGGCAGCAGAGGGUAGAGAGGGGAGGGAAUGGGGGACAGCCUGUGUCCCUGUGUUGGCAACUGCCUGACUAGGCCCUGACUGCUGUAACCAAGACCAGGACCCCAGCCCUUCUGCCCAUUAACACCCCACCCCCUUGAUCUUUCAAAGGCAGCUAACUGCUAGCAAAUCUCCCUGGUUCCGGGCCUCUUUCCCCUCUGCUUCUUUGUUAGAAGUUUCUGUGGAGCUGAAACCCAACCGCCAUUUGACUGGGUUUCCGUUUAGUUUAGUUGGGCUCUCAGAGCCUCCUGUUUGUUGUUUUGUGUUUCAAAUGAAAAGCAAGUUUACCCUCAGAGUUAUGCUUUUCCAAAGAGGCUAGUGUGCUUUUUUUUUUUAAUUGUUUCAGGUUCUAAGUGAAGUGAGUUGGGGAGGGGUUGGGAGUGGUAGUAACCAAGGUUUAGAACAUGAUGAGAGAGUUACCUCUGGUCUCCAAUCCCCAGCACAGAGCUGGGGGUUGGAUAGGGGGCAGGGAGAGAGGAUUUCUAUUCACCUUUAAUAUAUUUUUACAAAAAAGCAAACAAUUUAAAAACAAGCCCACCGCUUCUGUACAUGUCUAAAUAUAUUUUUAGAAGUGGGUAGGAUUAUGAAUUUCUGAUGCAGGGCCUUUUUAUAAACAGGUUAGAAUAGGGUCAUACAGACUUCUCUGUUGUUUUUUUCCCCUGUUUUUUUCUUAAGUUGUGUUACUAAUGUAAUUUAUAUUUUUUUUAGAUCUUCCCUUUCCUAUAGAGAUAAAAGUGAUUUAUCUUGGCAA
Messenger RNA from Ceratotherium simum simum (southern white rhinoceros), 5732 nucleotides. RefSeq names its product PHD finger protein 8 (gene PHF8). The record is from RefSeq and is a predicted model, not a curated record. Lineage: Eukaryota; Metazoa; Chordata; Mammalia; Perissodactyla; Rhinocerotidae.